This is a messenger RNA of Pundamilia nyererei, 1498 nucleotides long. Its product is annotated as lysophosphatidic acid receptor 6-like. Bases 63 to 911 code for a protein of 282 amino acids. The transcript has a single exon. Gene Ontology annotation, cellular component: plasma membrane. NCBI's taxonomy places the organism in Eukaryota, Metazoa, Chordata, Actinopteri, Cichliformes, Cichlidae. The record is from RefSeq and is a predicted model, not a curated record. Gene Ontology annotation, biological process: positive regulation of Rho protein signal transduction; phospholipase C-activating G protein-coupled receptor signaling pathway. Gene Ontology annotation, molecular function: lysophosphatidic acid receptor activity.
GGAACCUUUGCCACUCUGCUUCAGUUCUUUAAAAAGGACAUUCAGACAUUUCCUUUCUCAUCAUGAACACAUCAAACAGCUCCACAGAAGAUGACCGGGUUUAUGCUGGGGUCUUUGGCUGCAUUAUGGUGAUAGGUCUGCCACUGAAUGCAGUCUCACUGUGGAUUCUUCUUCGCCGCCACAGCCUCAAAUCACCCAACGCUGUCUUCAUGGUGAACCUGGCACUCUCAGACCUGCUAGCCAUCUUCUCUUUGCCCAUGAGGAUCUACUAUCAUGCAACAGGCACCUCGCUGGGAAUUUUCACAUGCCACUUCAGCGUAAUAAUCUUUCGCAACAACCUCCGCUCCAGCGCCUCCUUCAUCACCUUCAUAAGCGUGGACCGACUGCUGGCUGUGGUUUAUCCUCUGAGGUCUCGCCAUCUUCGGACCUCGUGCAAUGCCUGGAAAGGAGCAGCGCUCGUCUGGGGGGUUUUGCUGGUGGUAAAUAUCCCAGAGGGCAUAGGAUUUGUAAAACACAUACAGAACCACACAGAUCACAUUUGUUUUGAACUUCAUGAAUAUAAAAGUGUAACACGAUCAGCAAUUAUUUACCUUCAGAUUGUGUUACUGGUCACAAUGCUAGCAGUCAACAUUGUGUGCACCGUUAUGGUUUCCUGGACUCUACACAAACAUCUCAGUGACUCUGCAAAGGUCAGAAACAAGGUGAACGUAAUGCUGAUUUUUGCCAUCAACUUGCUUAUAUUCUGCACAUGUUUUCUGCCCAUGCCACUACACAUACUUACAAAAAGCAAAACCAGCAUAGCUCCACUGGCAUGUCUGAUUGUUUUGAGCUGCUGUCUGGAUCCACUGAUGUAUUAUUUUUCUUUUGACUCCUUCUGGAAGAAAAAAGAGGACACGGGAAGAGAACUAUAGAUUAGUGACCUGCUAGAGUUGCUAUCAGAUGUCCCACGAUACAUGCCUGUUUUUUGUUUUUUUUGUUUUUGUUUUUUACAAAGUAGCUCGUUUGUGCACAAGAUUCUUAAGUAGUUCAACCACAUGCACAGUUUUCAGCAGUUAACCAUCAAUGUUCAUUUCUUCAGUAACAUUUGUGUCAAGCCCAGAAAGUGAAGGAGUGAAAGAGGCUUGGCUUAGUUGUUUCAUGUUCUAUUUUUACUGCAACAUGAAAACCUCAACCACAGACUUACUAGAAACUGUGAAAAAAGGAAGCUGCAACACUUUUUUCUGUUUGCAAAACUGCGUCCUUACUUGUCUUCAGUUUACAUGAAGUCAAUAUCCUGAUCAGUAUCAUGUAAUAAGUUUGUCAGAUUUAACACUCUGACAUGAGAAGAUGUCCCCUCCCCCCAGAAAAAACAGAGUCUUCCGGAAGUCACGUGUGUGGAACUACAUACUGUCAGGGACAUGAAACAAACAACCUUUUCUCAUAUCGUUGUUGCUUUGGCCUAAUAUUUAAUCAAGACGUAUAAGAGUAAUAUCAAUCUCCUCAUUUCUCUUUUGGCAAA